This is a messenger RNA of Cucurbita pepo subsp. pepo (vegetable marrow), 901 nucleotides long. Its product is annotated as transcription factor IBH1-like 1. The record is from RefSeq and is a predicted model, not a curated record. NCBI's taxonomy places the organism in Eukaryota, Viridiplantae, Streptophyta, Magnoliopsida, Cucurbitales, Cucurbitaceae. Gene Ontology annotation, molecular function: protein dimerization activity. Gene Ontology annotation, biological process: regulation of DNA-templated transcription.
GGUUUGGUGGUGGGACAUGGAACUCCACGUGCUUGCAUGUGCCAUGUCUCUCUCUAAAUGCCCCACCAUUGCUCUGCUUUAACCACAUAAAUUCGUUUCUGCACAUUCUUCUGUUUCUCAUGCUUCCCUCUUCAUUUCUCUCUCAAUUUUACACUUUUCAUCACUUUUUCUCAGAAUGCGCAAUCCCAGUUCUUUAAAACGAGAAUUCUUGAAGAAAUGGAUGAUGGGUCUUGAAAUAUACACAACUUCCAACAAGAACAUGACGGUCACCCAGAGAAAAAACGCCAUAAAAUUAUCCGCAGAUUUAGCCUUGGCCUCCUCCAGAAACUGCGCCACUCGGUGGAGUCAAGCGCUCAUCGCCGCCACCUCCGUUGACGACGGAAGCCGCCUCGUGGCCGACGUCCUUCUGGGCCGGACUAUUAACCCCAAAAUUUCGCGAAUUAUGUGGAGUAGUGGGAAGAUUGUCAAAAGAAGCCGCCGCGUGCAGCGGAUGAGAAGAAAAUGGAAGAAGCCGGCGGCGGAGUUGAUUGCGAGAAAGUUGGUGCGGAGAAGAAGGAAAGUUCUUCGGGGAUUGGUUCCGGGAGGUGAAUUUAUGGAUGAAAUUUCAUUGAUAGAAGAAACGCUAGACUACAUAUCCGCGCUUCAAGCUCAAGUGGAUGUAAUGCGAUGCCUUGCAACUGCAUACAUAGCAUCAUCAUCAUGAAUACCCAAACAUAAUUAUAAUCAAACCCCCCUUUUGUUUUGCACAUAUAUGUAGAGCUAAAUUUGAGGUUAAUGUUAGUGGUAGUUUGGGAUCAUUUUGUGAGUUUUAUGUACAUAAUAAAUGUUUAUGUAAGUUAAGACAAAUAUGAAUUUGUUUGGUUCAAAGUUUGAAGCAUUUAUUUGUGUAUUGAAUGUGGCG